Molecule: messenger RNA, 459 nt
Organism: Trichomonas vaginalis G3
Lineage: Eukaryota; Parabasalia; Trichomonadida; Trichomonadidae
Exons: 1
Coding region: 1-459 (152 amino acids)
Source: RefSeq, a predicted model, not a curated record
AUGAUGAACUACACAUUUGUUAAUGGACUCUUCCCUGUUUUCCCUGUCGAAGCCCACAAGCACAAUACAACCCAAUCACAGAGAGACAAUGAAAGAAUUGAGAAACGCAAGAUGAAGAACGGACUCAAGACAGAAUACAUAUAUGCAUACUUCAACAGACUUAUUGGCUCUCAUGUCACAUUCCCACUUCUUCUCUCCUUUGCCAAAAUCUUUGCCCAAGAUCUUCAGAUCUACAUUGAUCGUUUGGCCAAGCGAAACAGAUCGGCAUUACUUUGCUGGUAUGCCGAGAACUGGGAUUCAAUCAAACCCGCUCUCCACAGAGUCGUUAAAGAUCUUAACAUUCAAUCCAUUGUCGGCAACCAGGCCAGGCCAGCUACAAACGAAAUCGUUAUUUCUCAGGUCACAAACCAAAAAAUGUGCGAUCCUUCCGAUCUUUCUCAACUCCUUAAUUACCAUUAA